UAUUAAUUUGUUCAUGAAGCAUUUAUUAAGUUUGGAGCUAUUACAAGGACAAAGAGCAUUGUUUUUUAAUUUGAAAAAUCAUCUCAUCAACAAAUGCACCAAACCAUUAACAUCUGAAAAAAAAUCCAGUUGACUUUACCUCACUCCCACCAUUUUGGACAACUGUACAAAUCCUCAUCAUCUCCUCCCUCACAAAAAAAUGAAAUUAAUGUUUUCCAUUGAAUGUCCGCGACUCAGAAAUUUGAAUGAGUUUAUCAGAUUGAUCUGCGAUCAGCUGAGUUCAUUAAUAUCAACUCACAGUUAAAUAUCGCCUGCGCACUUCACGUGACCAUGAAAUAAGGCACGUUGGAGGUCACUGCGCGUGCGCAGAGCCAAGAUUACCCCACAUGUGACCAUGUUCCGACAGAAAAUGACUUUCUUCCCCCACUUCGACGCCAUUACACUCAACAGCGUACGCCCCACCAUGUGGCUGAAGGGAGAUGAUGCCUCGGUAGGACUAUGAUUGGUGAUAAGCAUUGGUGGGCCGUAGAUAGAGUCCCGGGUGCGAAAUUGGUGGUGUGUAUAGCUUCCCCGGCCUGACAGUCAACGCACGUGUUCAUUCCUGAGCCAUCAGAAGACUCAUUGAUCGUUUUUUCGAGGGUCUACUGAGUGUCAGCUGAUCAAUUAUGGUCAUGGAGGCUGUGGAAAGUCCAGCAGACAAAAUAAAACACAUAAAAACGGGAAUCAUUGACUUUGUCGCCGGCUCUCUUGGUGGAAUUGCCCUCGUUUAUGUCGGACAGCCCCUCGACACAGUCAAGGUCAAGAUGCAGACCUUUCCCGACCUGUACAAAGGGAUGACAGACUGCUUUCUCAAGACAUUCAGACAGGAUGGAAUAGCCAGAGGUCUCUACGCUGGCACUGCUCCAGCAGUAGUGGCUAAUGUCGCUGAAAAUUCAGUCCUCUUCGCUGCUUAUGGGGCAUGUCAGAGUGCCAUUGCACAUCUUAUGGGGAAGCAAAAGGUUGAGGAGCUUAAUACCUUUGGAAACGCAAGUGCAGGCUUUUUUGCUGCUUUUUUUUCCUCGUUGACAUUGUGUCCAACAGAGCUCAUCAAAUGUCGGUUGCAAGCUAUGAGGGAAGUGCAGUCGUUGGAGGUCAAUGCUGGGAAAAAAAUGAAACGAAUAGGACCAUGGGGUCUAACAAGGGACAUAAUCCGUCAGAGCGGCUUCACCGGAUUGUUCCGGGGACUGUCGUCAACGAUAGCCCGAGAGAUGCCGGGGUACUUCUUCUUCUUCGGCGGAUACGAGGCCACCAGGGAACUACUGGCAAAACCAGGCCAGAGUCGAGAGGACAUUGGGUGGCAGAAGACUAUGGUGGCUGGUGCUGUUGGUGGUACUGUGCUGUGGCUCGUCAUCUUUCCUGCUGACGUCGUGAAAAGCCGAAUACAGGUCCAAAAUUUAUCAGAACCGGCGCUAGUCAUCAUGAAAGAAAUCGUGAGGAAAGAGGGAGCGGGUGCUCUCUACAAUGGGCUGAAGCCAACCCUUAUCAGGACGAUUCCAGCCACUGCCACUCUCUUCGUGACAUACGAAUACUCGAGGAAGUACUUACAGUCACUCCUGGAUGUUUGACAUAAUUUCGUCAUUAGUCUUAAUUUCCUUGAGUGAAAUUGACAUAGCGCAUGUUCAUCUCGUCGAUAACAUCUUCAAGAGGAAAUGAAAAUUAAUUCUCUAGGUUGAUUUUCUCACUCGUGAACAAUGGAAUUGAUUGAAUACUCGGUGUGCAUAAAAUUUUCUAUUAAUUAUGCAUUUCUCGAGUUCAAUACUCCAAUCCCAACCAAAAUUCGUGACGGAGAUUUUUUCUAUAGAAACCAUUCGAUUUCUAAAAGUCAGAAAUAACAAAUCUAUAAUUCGAAUUCCAUUGUUGGAUUUCAUUCUUUUCAAUAAAAUAAUUACACGAAAUAAAUGACCAUUUGUACAAACAUGUAACACUUAAGAAGAAAUAUAUUCUUUAUUGUUAA
Diachasmimorpha longicaudata is the source of this 1993-nucleotide messenger RNA. Its product is annotated as mitochondrial ornithine transporter 1. The transcript has 4 exons. Lineage: Eukaryota; Metazoa; Arthropoda; Insecta; Hymenoptera; Braconidae. Gene Ontology annotation, cellular component: mitochondrion. Gene Ontology annotation, molecular function: L-ornithine transmembrane transporter activity. The record is from RefSeq and is a predicted model, not a curated record. Gene Ontology annotation, biological process: mitochondrial L-ornithine transmembrane transport. Bases 666 to 1604 code for a protein of 312 amino acids.